Messenger RNA from Anopheles aquasalis, 689 nucleotides. RefSeq names its product Late endosomal/lysosomal adaptor, MAPK and MTOR activator 2 (gene Lamtor2). The record is from RefSeq and is a predicted model, not a curated record. Lineage: Eukaryota; Metazoa; Arthropoda; Insecta; Diptera; Culicidae. Gene Ontology annotation, molecular function: molecular adaptor activity; guanyl-nucleotide exchange factor activity. Gene Ontology annotation, biological process: positive regulation of TOR signaling.
GAAAAACAUAAACAAAAAACAGUCGAUUCAGGUUUUCGCUACUUUUUUGGUGAAUUCAGUUCCGUACUUUUUUGAUGGUUUUCUCGAGCAACAAACUGGAUGUAAAAAAAUAGUGAUAACAGCUGAUAAUUCCAUCGUUACUACUUUUAAGUGGUCUGGUCUAGCAGAUAACGCUCGCUAGUUCGAGAGCGGAGUUAAAAUGCUGCAACCGAAAGUGCUGACCUCGGUGCUUAGCCAAGCAAAUACUGGAGGAGUCGAAAACACGAUCCUAUUAACACACGAAGGUGCCCUGCUAGCGUUUUCUGGCUUCGGUGAUCGCGAUCCAACUGUGACGACGGCGAUCGCGAGCAAUAUCUGGUCGGUGUACGAGAAGAAUGGCCGCAAUGCAUUCCGCGAAGACCGGCUGCAGUACGUGUUUCUGCAGUGCGACAACGGUAACGUCGUCAUCACGCAGGUGGCCAAUCUGUUGCUUUGCCUCUACGCGCGCGACACCGUGGGACUGGGAAUACUCAAGCAGAAGGCACAAGCUCUGGCCAGCUAUCUCGAGGGCCCAUUGAAAGAGAUCGCCACUUCGUAGGUCGUGGCGUAAGAAGCGCUUUAUUCCUCCUCUUUGUUUGAUUUCAAAUGUACCAUAAUUACACUUAAAUACACUCUUCCAUUGCGCCUGUUGCUGAUUGUUGGUGCUUGUA